Messenger RNA from Castor canadensis (American beaver), 687 nucleotides. RefSeq names its product claudin 25 (gene Cldn25). Gene Ontology annotation, cellular component: bicellular tight junction; membrane. Gene Ontology annotation, molecular function: structural molecule activity. NCBI's taxonomy places the organism in Eukaryota, Metazoa, Chordata, Mammalia, Rodentia, Castoridae. The record is from RefSeq and is a predicted model, not a curated record.
AUGGCCUGGAGUUUCCGUGGGAGAGUCCAGCUGGGGGGACUGCUCCUCUCUCUCCUUGGCUGGGUGUGCUCGUGUGUCACCACCGUCCUGCCCCAGUGGAAGACUCUCAAUCUGGACCUGAAUGAAAUGGAGAUCUGGAUCAUGGGGCUCUGGGAGGCCUGUGUGAGUCAGGAAGAAGUUGGCACUGUGUGCAAGUCCUUUGAGUCCUUCUUGUCUCUGCCCCAGGAGCUCCAGGUAUCCCGUAUCCUCAUGGUAGUCUCCCAUGGGCUGGGGCUGCUGGGACUUCUCCUCUCCGGCUGUGGGUCUGAAUGCUUCCAAUUCCACAGGAUUAGAUGGAUACUUAAGAAGCAGCUGUGCCUCCUAGGAGGGACUUUGGAGGCAUCAGCUUCUGCCACUAUCCUUCCAGUCUCCUGGAUGGCCUAUGCUACAAUCAGAGACUUGUGGGAUACCACUCUUCCUGAUAUUGUGCCACGAUGGGAGUUUGGAGAUGCCCUCUACCUGGGUUGGGCUGCUGGGAUUUUCCUGGGUCUUGGUGGGUUACUCCUCAUCUGCUCUGCCUGCCUGGGAACAGAAGACAUGCCCAGUCCCUGGAGGACUGAUCCCACAGCCUCACCAUCCUGUACUCCAAUGGAGGAAUUUGAUGGCACCUUUUACCUCGCACCAAGACCUACCAACCUAGCCAUCUAG